AUGUCCCAAUGCCCAGAGAACUGGAUGGAGGACGAGCAGAGCUGGCUAGACUUCCAGAAUAUGGCCGCUUUGCAUGCUGGGCCCUGGCCGGCGCCGGUCUUCACUCAUGUCGAUUUUAAUCCAACCGAAAUUUUGGUCCGUGGCGAUGAAGUGGUCGGUAUUAUCGACUGGGAGUGUGCCGGAUGGUACCCCGUUUACUGGGAAUACACGUCUACGGUGACCGUCUUGUCACUCGACCCAAAAUGGCAAGAAAUAGUUGGGCAUUUCAUGUCUUCUUGUCAUUGGGACUUGACGCAUGCCGAGGUUGGAAGCGCCAUAACCUGUCCAGCGCGUCGGUCCUGUUCUCGGUCCAACUUCUGGCUUGGUCGAUGCUGA
Molecule: messenger RNA, 375 nt
Organism: Pyricularia grisea
Lineage: Eukaryota; Fungi; Ascomycota; Sordariomycetes; Magnaporthales; Pyriculariaceae
Exons: 1
Coding region: 1-375 (124 amino acids)
Source: RefSeq, a predicted model, not a curated record